AUGCAGACCCCUAAAACUUACCAGACGACCAACAGCUACCAGACGACUAAAAUUAGCCAGAUUUUUCUGACCACCCAGGUGUACACGAACAGCCAGGACAACUCGGUCAUCACGAACGAAAUGAUUGGCUACAUCAACACGUACGUCAACUUCUGGACCUUGACCUCCAUCGCCUGCCUCGGUCUGGUGACCAACAGCCUCAACAUCGCCGUCUUCUUCCGCCAGGGGUUCUCAGAGGGCGUCACGAGGUCCAUGCUGGCAAUCGCUCUCUGGGACCUGCUCAAAUGCGCAUGCGCAGUGCUGCACCGGAUGUUCGGACCCAUUAGCCUGGCCUCACCCUCCCUCAGCACCUCCUGGCUGAACUUCACCCUCCCGUACGUCGAGUACACGACUUUAUUUGCCGGCUACGUCUCGUACUCACUCACGGCUUUCGUCUCCGUGGAAAGAUGUCUGUGUGUCAGCCGGCCAUUUACGGUAAAGAUCAUCUUUACGCCAAGAUUUACAUCAACUAUUCUAAUAUCCAUCUCAAUCCUCGUCUACGGCGCCUACUUCGUCAUGUUCUUCAUCUACGUGGUCGUCUACGACUUUAGCCCGACUUUCAACGCCACCAUCGCCAAGUACAUCUACAGCAACUUCUACUACACCAACGGGGCUAUCGUCAUGGUCUACUAUCAGACAGUCGCCAUUCUGAUUCCCACCCUCAGUUUUCUAAUCCUAUGUAUGAGUUCAGCCGCCACAGUUCACUAUCUUAGACGCUCAAGCAAGUUCCUUCACAAAGUUGGGGACGCUGUAGCUAAACCCCCAAAGAAAAAAGAUCUCGGGAUUUCCCCGAAAGAAAAGCAGGCGGCGAAGACGCUACUAGUGGUGGUGCUGGUGAAUAUUCUCAACCUUUUUCCGCGAACUGUGUUCUACGUUGCCCAGUUGGCCGAACCAGAGUUUUACCUACUCAGGAGGUACAACAAUAUUUUCUUCCUGACCACAAGACUUCUGACCAUCUUAGACUUCAUCAAAGCCUCGGUUAAUUUUUUCAUCUACAAGAGCAUGAGCUCAAAUUUUAAUAAAACGUUUUUAAAACUAAUGAACGUGAUGCAACAAAACAAGGGGUAA
This is a messenger RNA of Physella acuta, 1107 nucleotides long. RefSeq lists its product as uncharacterized. The record is from RefSeq and is a predicted model, not a curated record. Lineage: Eukaryota; Metazoa; Mollusca; Gastropoda; Physidae. Gene Ontology annotation, cellular component: membrane.